AUGCCGCUUUCCUGGCCGCGCGUUCUCCUCCCUGGGAAGGUGCUGCAGCCUCCACUUGGGUCUUCGUUAACAACGCUCAGCCUUGCGGGGCUCUUCCACUCUCUGGUGCGCUACGGGAAGACCAAGAGCGGCUGUGCACAGCGCCCAGCCUGGCAGCAGUACUUCGAUGUGCCUAAAAGGUGGUUCUGUCACUUCUAUGUUGUGGCUGUGAUCUGGAAUGGCAUUCUACUCCUUUGGCUUAUCCAAAGCCUGUUCUUCUCACGGCCCUUCCCAGUUUGGUUUCAGGAGUUGCUCAGUGUUCUUGGGGAAGGAUCCCAGGAUCGGAACAAAGGUGGCGAGUCCCUUUCUGCUUUCCUGGUUUGCCUUUUUGUCUGGCUGAACAGUUGUAGGCGACUCUGGGAAUGUUUUUACAUCAGCGUAUUCUCCAAAGGAGUCAUUCACGUUGUGCAGUAUUUCUUUGGACUCUCUUACUACGUGCUGGUGGGCUUAACAGUGUUAAGUCAAGUGCCACUUCGUGUCUGGGCAGGGAGAGGGGACAGGCUGAUUGUCUGCUGGUACCAUGUCCUUGGAUUCCUGAUGUUUGUUUGGGCCUCCGUUCAUCAACACAGGUGCCUUAUGAUUCUAGCAAAUCUGAGGAAAGAUAAAUCAGGUAAGGUGUCUACAGUCUGCAUGGUUCAUGUUUUUCUCCUCUUAAGAGAGGUGGUAAGCUCGCAGUCCUUGGACCACAGCACUCUUUUGGCUUUACUACUCGAGUCUCGAAAUGGUCUCAAUGUCCAAGACUACUAA
Messenger RNA from Sphaerodactylus townsendi, 786 nucleotides. It is a transcript of the gene SRD5A3, whose product is annotated as steroid 5 alpha-reductase 3. Gene Ontology annotation, cellular component: endoplasmic reticulum. Gene Ontology annotation, molecular function: 3-oxo-5-alpha-steroid 4-dehydrogenase activity. The record is from RefSeq and is a predicted model, not a curated record. Lineage: Eukaryota; Metazoa; Chordata; Lepidosauria; Squamata; Sphaerodactylidae. Gene Ontology annotation, biological process: dolichol-linked oligosaccharide biosynthetic process; polyprenol catabolic process. Bases 1 to 786 code for a protein of 261 amino acids. The transcript has 5 exons.